AUGGAGGAGCACGGAGUGACCCAAACGGAACACAUGGCUACCAUAGAAGCCCACGCAGUUGCCCAACAAGUACAGCAGGUCCAUGUGGCUACCUACACCGAACACAGUAUGCUGAGUGCUGAUGAAGACUCGCCUUCCUCUCCAGAGGACACCUCUUACGAUGAUUCCGACAUACUCAAUUCCACAGCUGCCGACGAGGUAACAGCCCAUCUGGCUGCUGCAGGUCCUGUGGGAAUGGCUGCUGCCGCCGCCGUGGCAACAGGAAAGAAGCGGAAACGGCCUCAUGUGUUCGAGUCCAAUCCAUCGAUCCGGAAGAGACAGCAAACACGUUUGCUUCGGAAACUUCGAGCCACAUUAGAUGAAUAUACUACCCGAGUGGGACAGCAAGCUAUUGUCCUCUGUAUCUCACCCUCCAAACCCAACCCGGUCUUUAAAGUAUUUGGUGCAGCACCACUGGAGAAUGUGGUGCGUAAGUACAAGAGCAUGAUCCUGGAAGACCUGGAGUCCGCCCUAGCGGAACACGCCCCUGUGCCACAGGAAGUUAACUCAGAGUUGCCGCCUCUCACCAUUGAUGGAAUUCCAGUCUCUGUGGAUAAAAUGACCCAGGCGCAGCUUCGGGCAUUUAUUCCGGAGAUGCUCAAGUACUCUACAGGUCGGGGGAAACCAGGCUGGGGCAAGGAGAGCUGCAAGCCCAUCUGGUGGCCUGAAGACAUCCCGUGGGCGAACGUCCGGAGCGAUGUCCGCACAGAAGAGCAAAAGCAGAGGGUUUCAUGGACCCAAGCACUACGGACCAUAGUUAAAAACUGUUAUAAACAACACGGGCGGGAGGACCUUUUGUAUGCUUUUGAAGAUCAGCAAACACAAACACAGGCCACAACCACACACAGUAUAGCCCAUCUCGUUCCAUCACAGACCGUAGUCCAGACCUUUAGUAACCCUGAUGGCACUGUCUCACUUAUCCAGGUUGGUACAGGGGCAACAGUAGCCACAUUGGCUGAUGCUUCAGAAUUGCCAACCACAGUCACUGUUGCCCAAGUGAAUUAUUCUGCUGUGGCAGAUGGAGAGGUGGAACAAAACUGGGCCACGUUACAAGGAGGCGAGAUGACCAUCCAGACGACGCAAGCUUCGGAGGCCACGCAGGCAGUGGCAUCAUUGGCAGAGGCCGCGGUGGCAGCUUCUCAGGAGAUGCAGCAGGGAGCCACAGUCACCAUGGCACUCAACAGUGAGGCCGCCGCCCAUGCUGUCGCCACGCUGGCCGAAGCCACCUUGCAAGGCGGGGGGCAGAUUGUCCUGUCUGGGGAAACCGCAGCAGCCGUUGGAGCACUUACUGGCGUCCAAGAUGCUAAUGGAUUGGUCCAGAUCCCUGUGAGCAUGUACCAGACUGUGGUGACCAGCCUCGCCCAAGGCAACGGGCCGGUGCAGGUGGCCAUGGCCCCCGUGACCACCAGGAUCGCGGAUAGCACAGUCACCAUGGACGGCCAGGCUGUGGAAGUGGUGACGUUGGAACAGUGA
This is a messenger RNA of Pipistrellus nathusii (Nathusius's pipistrelle), 1512 nucleotides long. Lineage: Eukaryota; Metazoa; Chordata; Mammalia; Chiroptera; Vespertilionidae. The record is from the annotation of a GenBank genome assembly.